Molecule: messenger RNA, 13401 nt
Organism: Anopheles stephensi (Asian malaria mosquito)
Lineage: Eukaryota; Metazoa; Arthropoda; Insecta; Diptera; Culicidae
Exons: 7
Coding region: 480-11246 (3588 amino acids)
Cellular component (GO): nucleus
Molecular function (GO): ATP-dependent chromatin remodeler activity; ATP hydrolysis activity; ATP binding
Source: RefSeq, a predicted model, not a curated record
UUUUCGAUUCAGCAAAGCGAGAUAGAGCGUGCACCGUGCAACAGAGAUGGAGAAAGCAAUGAAAACGCCGUUCCGUUUUAAUGGCUGCCGCGAGAAGGUGUAGAAUGAAAAACGGUGAAAUUUUACUGAAAUAGUGCUUGAAAAAUGUGCUAGUGUAGGAAAGGUGGAAGAAAAACUGUCCCACUAAUCGCUACGCACAGUGUACGAGUGUUUUCCCAGCUGUGCUCGCUGUGGUGAAGCAGAAGACGAACCGGAAACCUGCACUGUCUCCUUCGGGGCCAAAAGUAAUUCCUGCGACCGUCACUACCGUCGGGAGUCAAAGAUCCAGAGGUGCGUGUGCAUGUGAAUGUGUGUAUGCAUCAAACGUAAGCGCUACGCGGAGAAAAACAAUCGAAAAUGGAUGUCCUUUGAGCGACGGUUAGUGCACUUGACUUCCAAUCGAAGUAUCAACUCUCUCGAUCGUCUGACUACGCACGGUCAUGGAUCCGAACGAUAAUCACCACCCACAGCCGGCAGCAUCGGCAGACGGGACUGGCGGUCGUGGUGGGGCGCAUACAGGGGCAGGGCCGUCUAGCGGCGCGGGAGCGCCCGGUUCGGCAGCAGCGGCAGCAGCAGCGGCAGCCGCAGCAGCAGCCGCUGCCUACCACCAUCAGCAGUACUCGCAAACCCCUCCGCAUCAUCUGUCGUCCGGUUAUGCUGCUGCCAUGAUGGACCAUCAUCAUCACCAUCAGAUGAAGGAUCCUUACUACCAUCAUCAUCACCAUGGACGACACUACACAGAUCCGUAUGCCGCGAUGCACCAUGGGCAUGGAGGUGCUGGCUAUCAUGCCCCACCUCACGGUCCUCCGCCUCCUCCGCCGUCGGUUUUGGGUUCGAUGCAUUCACAGCAUUCCUAUCCGCAUCACCACCAUCAUCCGCAUCAGAAUCCUUACGGGCAUUCGUACCAUCACCAACCAUCAGCGGGCUAUCCCGGAUCGCAAGCGUCGGCCGGUAUGCAUCAUCAUGGCCAUGCUCUCCAUCAUCCGGGCCAUUCUUCAUCGAUGGGACAGUAUGGAAACAGUCAAGCGCAACAAUAUCCGGGUUACGGACAGCUUACCGGAUCAGUAACCGAUCAGCAAACCGCCGGCGGACAUUAUGCAGGAUCUUCCACGGCUUCGCACCAUCAUAACGCUCCGCUGGGUGCUGGUGGAGUUGCGUACCGGGACGAUAAGGAUAUGCAUACAGGCCAUCCAGAUCACAGUGGUAUGGGGCCCAGUGUCCCCGGAAAUGAAGCUUCUGGCAUGGGAGCGCUAGCAAAUCCUGCAUCGACGGUUAUACCUCCUGCAAGCGGCACUGGCAGUGGUAGCGGAACUAGCGGCAAACGAAAGAUUGAAAUCCUUGAUAAUAUAUUGAUAAAGAAAUCCAAAAACACACCAUCCGACACAGGAGGAAUGACGAGCAUGGGCAGCAUGCACGCCACCACCAAUCACAGUAAUGUGUACGGUGUUCAACCGUCGGAUCCGGCACUUCUCAGUGGUAGUGUCGCGAUGGGUGCAGGAGACAGCUCAAAAUCAUCCUUCCAGAUGUCAAAUAUACUGGACGAUAAAAAUGCAACCAAACAACCAUUACAUACACCUUACUCGGCGACGGAAGGAGCACACACGGCCACAACGCAUCAUAUGCACUCGGUCGGAGGAGGGCACAGUGAGCGUGAAAAGAAGGGCCAUGAAUCAGGCCACUACCACCACGGUAAUACUGGCGGAAGUUCUAGCAGAAAAUCUUCAAAAUCAAAGGGCGGUGGCGAUUCGUCCAAAAACGAUCGAUCGACCGGAUCUUCGUCGACUAUCGCCCCGCCAAGCGCGGGCAUCGGAGCUGAAGCAGCAACUGAGUUGCAGCAAACACCCGCCGCCCAGCACAUGGACUUCGAUAUCUCCGAGAAGCUGAAAGAAAUGGGAGAGAUCAGUGUGAAGCCGGUAUCGAAAAACGAUGCCAGUGCCAAAUCGCGUACCAGUGAGCUUGAGUGCAACGAAGAGAUUUCUCUGGAAAUCACCAAGAAAGAUGCAGCCAUGCGGAAGGUGACGAAUCUACGCAAAAACAUCAAGGAGGUGAUGGACGAUAAUCAACUGGAUGCAUCGACGCUGGCCGCUCAGCGCCAGGAGUUGGAGCGUUUGGCCCGCGUGCAGGAACAGCAACGAAUCAUUCGCGAAGUUCAGCGUCAGCUAGCGCUGGAGCGCCAGACGAACAAAACCGAACAGAAGGUGAUGCAGUUCUUGCAAGGGCAUGCGUCCAUACUGAAAUCACAACAACCCAGCACGUCCAGUACGGCGGCAAGCGGAUCCGGGAGUGGGAUUGCUUCCACGACCCCGAUCCGUGUCGGUUACGUUAAGAAUCCGUUCGAAACUCGAGGUCGACCGCCAAAGAAUCGACAGCUGAUCGUUUCUACUGCCACGACAACACUACUCACAGCGACCACUUCGUCGGCUUGUUCGACGACGACUGCAACGACUAAUUUGACCCCUUCCGUUAGCAUUGCUCCGGUAAAGGCGGCUUCGCUUGCUGCCACAAAUAGCGCUUCCUCCUCGUCGACCAUUCCAGCGCCUGCAUCUUCUCCUACGAUCAUUCCGGUGCGUACGUUCGAAGAGAUGGUAGACUCGGAGGAAGAGCUAGAACCGGAAGACGAACCGGAGGAAGAGGAUGAAGACAGUGAGGGCGAGGUGAUUGCUUUGCCGGAGAAGAAAGAGAUAGUGACAAUCGACAGUUCGUCGGACGAUGACUGUAUCGUGCUGUCGGAUGACGAUGAAGAACCCGAAGACGAAUCGGACGACGAUCCGCAAAACAGUGGACUGCACGUGAACGACGCGUACAACGUGCCCGAUGACCAGGGCCGCGUCGUCAUCAACGUUGGACACGCCGACGGCGAGGAAGACAUAUUCCUCGCACCGCAGAUCGCACGCAUCAUCAAACCGCAUCAGAUCGGUGGCGUACGGUUUCUGUUCGACAACAUCAUCGAAUCGAUCGAGCGGUACGAUUCGUCGACCGGGUUCGGAUGCAUUUUGGCACACUCGAUGGGGCUCGGUAAAACGCUACAGUUAGUUUGCUUCUGUGAUAUAUUUUUAAGGCACACCAGCUCGAAAACGGUCCUGAUCAUUAUGCCCAUCAACACGCUGCAGAACUGGCUGAACGAGUUCAACACCUGGCUGCCCGAGGACGCGGAACACAGCCCGCUGCGGAACCAUGGCGAGGUGCGUGCGCGCAACUUCCGGAUACACAUCCUCAACGAUAGCCACAAGACGCUCAAGUCGCGCUCGAAGGUCGUGCUGGAGUGGGCUAAAAAUGGAGGCGUGCUGCUGAUCGGUUACGAAAUGUACCGGCUGCUGAGCCAGAAGAAGAUGACCAAGAAGAAGAAAAAGAAAAAGGGCGCCCUGCUGGAACCCGAGGAGGAGAAAGAGUCGACCGAGGAGCAGCGCAACAUGUUCGACGACAUUCACGAAGCGCUGGUAAAGCCGGGCCCAGAUCUUGUCGUGUGUGACGAGGGUCAUCGGAUCAAGAAUUCACAUGCGAGCAUUUCGGUUGCGCUGAAGCAAAUCAAAUCCAAGCGUCGCGUGGUGCUGACGGGCUAUCCGCUGCAGAACAAUCUGCUCGAGUAUUGGUGCAUGGUGGACUUUGUGCGGCCGAACUAUCUGGGCACGAAGACGGAGUUUAGCAACAUGUUCGAACGUCCAAUUCAAAACGGGCAGUGCAUUGACUCCACGCCGCAGGAUAUUAAGCUGAUGCGCUAUCGGGCACACGUGCUGCACUCGCUGCUGCUAGGUUUCGUGCAGCGGCGGUCCCAUUCGGUGCUGCAAACUUCGCUCCCGCAGAAGGAAGAGUAUGUGCUGCUUAUACGUAUGACCGAGUUCCAGCGCAAGCUGUACAGUGUGUUCAUGAACGAGGUUGUACGGACGAAAGCGGUUCCGAAUCCGCUCAAGGCUUUUGCCGUGUGUUGCAAGAUCUGGAACCAUCCGGAUGUGUUGUACAAUUUCCUGAAGCAGAGCGAACGUGAUCUGGACCUCGAGCUCGAAGAACCGGAACCGCCGCCAGUACCGGGAGCCGUCAAACCGGGCGAAAUUCCAUCCACAGGGAUUACGCCAGCCACCUCGGGUACGGCGACUCCAAUGGAGGUCGAUAGCGCUGGUACCACUAACACAAUGGAAGUACCUCCAAUACUCUCCACUGUAUCUCCGGCAUGUGCUGCUGUUGCUGCUAAAGGAGGUCGUAAAAAUGCAGCCGCCCCGAAGCCGGCCAAACCGCUGGCACUGAAAAAAGACGGUACACCGCGGAAGCCACGCACGUCGAAAAAAGCGGCUCUCAGCAACAAAUCACAAGCUGUCGGAAAGGAUGGCAAGAUUGUCCCGGCGGCCACUAUUAGCCCUAGCAAUGUAAACAAGGACCCGAGUUCGAUGAUGAUGGAAACGGGCUCGGCACCGACGGCCCCUUCAGCUACAUUUCCUAAGAUGGAAGGCGUUACGAGCGAGUUUCCAACCGACGAAAGCGUGGUCAAGCAGGAAGCAGGUACCCAUAUGUAUCCGCAGCCAGUGGAUGGGUCGCAAUACCAGGCACCCUAUCCUUACCAGUCUUAUCCCGGGUCGGGUCCGAUGCCUCCUGGUCAAAGCUAUGGCAAUUACAAUCAGGACAUGCAUAACAUGAUGGGAUCGGAUCAAUCAAACGCGUACGGAAAUUCAUACGAUAAUACCGCUGCUAAUGGACAGUAUGGAGGAAAUAGUAAUCCGACUGGACCUGGUGGCACUGCCGAUCCGUACAAUAACAGCUAUGGAAGCAAUUACUACAGGAAUGAUUAUAAUUCUUCUUAUAGCCAAUCUUCUGGAUAUGGCACAAGUGGACAAGCGGCGUCGACUGGAUCUUCAGGAUACGAACAAAAUCAGUAUCCUUAUGGCGCGAAUACCGUCGAAGGAGUACAGCCUCAAAACUCUCAGUAUCCCCACAAUAGUGGCAGUGGUUCGGGAGGGCAAAACUCUCAACCAAACAAUUAUUGGAGUGAUAGUUCUACCGUGAAUGGUAGCAACAGCUACUAUGACCCUCAACAACAACAACACCAGCAGCAGCAGCCUCCUGUCGUCGCUAGCAAUGACGUUAAUGGAGGGACAGAAUCAUCUUAUCCGGGGUAUGGCGCAGGGUAUGGGGCAUCGAACGGUGGUACUCAACCGCAACUAACAGCGGAUACCGGUGAUACAUCUGGUUUGUACAGCUAUCCGAAUGCAGAGCAGCAAACUUCGUCUGCAGCAACCCCUGCUCCACCACAACCAACAGCAACGUCCUAUGAAGAUUACAAUUCCUCCGGGACUUUGCCGGCCAAUGGGCUUCCCAAGUGGAAUGGUGAACCGACGACAACCAAUGGUAAUCACACUUCUGCCGCUGAAGGAAAUGCCGAACUUCCGCCGGGACAGGUCACCAACGCUAAAGCUACUAGCAAUCUAGAAACCAUUCCUGCACCAGUAGCCUCGGCCAUAGAUCCAGCUCCAACUCCGGUGGAAUCUACGUUAGAGACUCCUGACGCCAGCCACGAAGCAACUUCAAUCGUAACACAAGAGCAGGCUAAUGCUCAGUACGCGAAUCAACCAUCGCUGGAAGAUCUCAAAGAUCCUGUGAAACCUGAUCUUACCGCCGAAAAGCCAGCUGAAAUCGGCGACAUGGAUACGAAAGAGAUUGACAAACUGAAUGUUGUUGAACAUGAGAUUAAGCAGGAGAUUAAGGAAGAGGCAGAGACCGAUGGAGAUUCUAAAGAGAAUAAGCAGGAAAACGUGCAGAUAAAGCAGGAAGAGCAAGACGAGCAGGUGGUCCUAAAGAGCGAGGUUAAAGUUGAAGAAAAUGGGGAGAAAGUACCGACUGAUGCAAGUGGAGAAUUGUCGGAAAAACCGGCGGACGAUGGUUUGAAGGAGGAAAAACCCCUCGAAUUAGCCGAUGACGUAAAGCCCAUCAAGAAAGAGGAAGCGCCGGAAGAGGUUGCAAUCAAGCAAGAGGUGAAAGAACAGGAACAGACAUCUAUCGAUUCUGCCACUGCUGCUGCCGCUGACGAGAAAAAGCUUGAAAUGGACAGUAAACCAAUCGAAUCUGAGCUAGCAAAGAACGAAGACGAUAAAAAUCGGGUGAAAACUAGCGAAGAUGGCGAAACGAAAAUGGAGGAAGAGGUGGCGGUGCUUGGAAAAACUGAAAAUGACGAGGAAAAACCCAAAGCCGACACGGCGGUAGCUCUGGAAGAAGGAGAAGUGAUUAUAAAGGAAGAGAAAACCGAAUCUCCGGCAGAAGAUAAGGACAGUUCAACAACCACCACAACGUCGUCGACAACAGCUACGACCACGGCUGUAAGCUCUACCGCUACCACGACGACGACGACGACGACUGCGACGACGACCGCUGCUACUGCGGCGGCAGGUGGUACAAAGGAAGGCAAAGGCAAGGAUGCCAAGGAUGAAAUACCGUACGAAUGGGCGUUCGAGCUGAUGAAGGGCUACAUACCGGACCUGUUGGAGAACUCGCCCAAAAUGGACAUAUUCUUUUGCAUACUGGAAGAAAGCAUUCGGCUGGGCGAUCGUUUGCUGGUGUUCAGCCAAAGCUUGCUGACGUUGAACCUGAUCGAGCGAUUUCUGCAGCGUAAUAAGAUACCUGGCUCGGAGCACUAUUGGUCCAAAAAUAGUAACUACUUUCGACUGGACGGUUCUACGGUGGCCCAGGAACGGGAAAAGCUCAUCAACGAGUUCAACUCUAACCCGAACGUGCACCUGUUCCUGGUGUCGACACGCGCUGGCUCGCUCGGCAUUAAUCUGGUCGGUGCUAAUCGGGUGGUGGUGUUCGAUGCCAGCUGGAAUCCCUGUCACGACACGCAAGCCGUUUGCCGCGUGUAUCGUUACGGUCAGAAAAAGCCAUGCUUCGUUUAUAGGCUGGUGAUGGAUAACUGUCUGGAGAAGAAGAUUUACGAUCGGCAGAUCAAUAAGCAGGGCAUGUCGGACCGCAUAGUGGAUGAGUGCAAUCCUGACGCUCAUUUGUCGAUGAAGGAAAUCACCAGCCUCUGUUACGACGAUGGUGAAGAUGGCGAAAUGAAGGAUUUUAGCGAGGAAAAGGACAAAUUCAUCGAUAUCGUGAUGCAGCAUCUGCUGGAGUCGCACUCGAAGAAGCUGACGAAGGCACCGUUCGCCCACGAAAGCUUGCUGAUCGAUCGGAAGGAGAAGAAGCUGUCGUCGGCGGAAAAGCGUCAGGCACAGCGAGGGUACGAGCUGGAGAAGCAGGCGGCAACCAAACCGCAAUACUCGUACACAUCCAUGGGCACUACUUACCGGGCGAUACGUACAUCUGAUGGGUCGAUCAUUCAUCGUCCUGUUGCAUCGGUGCGUCCCAUGCAGGCAGGAGAUGCGAACAAAACGAAUGUAGCUGGAGCACGGCCAACGCGUUGGAUACCGGCUGAGGUGUGGCAACGCCAAGGCAUGACAGCGCAAGAGAUGACACUUCCGAUCGAUGUUGUGAUUCCAACCAGCUCCGCGGACAAAUCCAACAUCGUACUAAAGGCGGGCCAGAAAGUGAUGGUGCUCAAGUCUCCGAAGGGUAUCUACAUGCAGCUAGAGAGUGGUAAAAUUAUUGCCAUUCGCACAGCAUUCAAGGUGGGGCAAAGCAAGGAUACGCCACCGGCGAAAGGAGGCAUCAUCACUACCACACCAAGCGCUGCACCCGGCCGCCGAACAUCGAACCUGUCGUUCAGCACAACGAAAGCAUCCUCUACGCUACUUGUGUCGAAGAACGGGGCCGGUGCUAGUGGUGUCAGUGCGGGCGAUUUUUCCGAAGGAAACUCGUUGAGCAUUGCGUCCAAUUCGGACGAUGACGAAAAAUCCGACUCGAGCAUUCUUCCACUCACGAUCAACGAUGAUGGCGACAGCGAAAAGGAGACGAUGAGCGUGGAUGACUAUCCCGAUAAACCAGCCUCGAAAAAGGACGCCGACGUGGAGCAUAUCGUGAGCGACAGGACGACGGAUACGAUGAUGAGUAGCACGAGCAGCACGAGUAACAGCAGUGGCAUGACAGCACCAACAACUAUGUCGUCCACUGUUUCUUCCUUUACGAAUGCCUCUCCUGCUAAAAGCGAAUCGAUCGAUAAGUUCCCGAUGAUCCAGUCGGCUUACUCCCUAGCUCCUCAAGCGCAGGGUCAUGCUUCCUCGCAGCGUUCGGGAUCGGGUGGGUUAGCGCUACAUGGUUCGCAACCGCCGACGGUGCAACCAACAGCUACCGUCACCAUCGAUGACGAUUCUCCACCGAUGAGGGAGAAGAUGACGUACAAACCGAACUUGGUCGAGCGCAAGACAAAAGCAUCUCCUUCCUCGCUCAAGAACUACCGGCAUAAGGCUAGUAAAGUGCAGGAAAUCAAUACGACCAACACGACAGUCGGGGCAGCAACAUCCGUGACCAGUGCGGUGGUUGUCUCGGCUACGAAUGCUCUUACUACAACGGUGGCAAGUAAUUCGAGUGCUGCGAGCAUAAAUCACGGUGUUCCGGCUUCUAAGGUGAAUGAGAUAGCACACAACAAUCCAGCAAACGAUGCUUCUGCUGGAAUGUACAAUCCCAGUGCAAACACACACAACAGCGCGUACCAUUCGAGUAUGAUGAUGAACAAUGACAAGAUGUCAGCUAGUCAUACGGGUGGUAAUGUACCGGGAACUCAAAAUGCGUACGGGCAUGGAGCCGGAUCCGUGCCAGGAUACUCGACUGCAUCGCAUGUGACUCAUCCAGGGAAUAAGUUACCCAUUACAAGCACUACUCCAUCGUCGGCUACGGAUACGCUGACGACUGGCUCGCAUCAGUAUCCGGCUGGUCCAACGGCAAGCUACGGAGGACACUCGACGACACCAGCGACAGGAUCGGUGGGGGGAAAGAAUCAAGGUCAACAUACGGGCACGGGUGUCGGACACACAACCGGUAUGACUUCUGCUUCCGCUUACAACAACAGCACAGUUGGAAGCGGCAACAAACAACAUUCCUCGUGGAUGCCUUACGGUCCUCCAAGCUCUGGAACUGCAUCUUCAGGCAAUACGCUGCCGUCUGCUGGCUAUGGCCAGAUACCCCAACAGCAACAACAACCGCACAUGCAUGCACAUAGCAAUUACUCCCAACAACAGCAACAUCAGCAGCAGCCCACACAGCAUCAUUACCAACCGAUGGGUGGCCAAAUGCAACACCGAUUGCCGACCCACCAACCAGCUCAUCCUCCCCAUCUUGGCCUACACCAGCAUCAAGCUACUGCGGGCGGUGUGCAACCUCCACCACCAGCACCACAGUACGAGUCUAGCUUGAACUUUCUCGAGAAAACGACAUCCGCACUAAUUAACAACCAAAAUCAAAGCGAAUUCCAAGCCUCCCUAAGUAACAUUACCCGUUCGCCCACGCCCACCGAUGGGUACAUCGAUUACAACCCGAAACCGACCGCUCCAUCGACGAAGAAGGGCGCUGGCGGCAAAGCAAAAACACCCAAAGCUCCCAAAAACGAUUACAGCGCCGCAAAGAAGGCACUCAACAAGCGAAACAACCCUUCGCCCUACACGCACAUCUCGUCCUCCUCUGCGUCGUCCUCUCCGUCCGCAUCGCCGGCAGUGAUGAACCACACGCAACACACUACGACCACCGUUCCAGCUCCAACCGCUGCUGCUGUUGCUGCUGCUGUUCCCAGUGCUUACCAUCAUGGGUAUCAUGCGGGAGCUGGAGGCACCGGAGCACCGGCUGGAACAUCUCCAGCGAUGGCAUCAAAUCAACCGGCCGGUCUGUACUACGAUCAGUACGGUCAACCGAUCAAUCAGCACCAUCAGCAGCAUCAGCUGACCGGAGGAUACGGUACGAACAGCGGUAUGAUGGGAACACCACCGACCAGUACGAGCAGUACGAACAACAACGGCCAUGUGCAGGCAUCACACCAACCGGCGACCGUGGGCGGUGGCUAUGGAAACGUGCUUCCUCCCGUGUCGUCAUUCGCUGGUCCUUCAUACACAUCAACCAGCAACAGCACAACAUCAACGGCCACCGUACGCUCCAACUAUUAUCAACCGUCGACGGGCUCCGCAGAAAGCGGCAGCAUUCCCGCAGGGAUCAGUUCGACUCCACAACCACCAACAAUGCACGCGACAACGGACACGUCAUCAGCCGGUUACUCGCAUCAUCCGACACCGGCAGCACAGUCCCAUCAUCGUCCCGCUUCACCGUCGCAAACCGUAGCGCCACACUACUCGCAACCGCAGGCGACGGCAGGCUCAACGUCUUCCAGAGGCGGCAGUGCGAGAGGAUCAUCCAGCGCUUCACAGCAGCAGCAACACCUUCCGCAUCAUAUGCAGCAACCUCAGCAACACGCGCCACAUCAUCUGCAAUAUGCCGCGCAGCAAACUACUCCAGCACCAGCCGCAGUACAGCCCGAUUACUCGAUGCACACGCAGUCGGUGCCUCCGUACAGCUCGAUGGGAGCCGCACCUUCAACUACGGACAUAGGAACAGCUUCCUCGGACACUGCAGCAGCCGGUGUUUACCAGCAGCAACAGCAGCAGCAACACCAUCCGUCCCAUCAGCAACAUCAGCAGCCGCAUCAGCAACAGCAGCACCUUCACCACUCUACAUCCGUUUCCACCGCCGGCUCCUUCAUUCCCUACUCGUCCACUCCUUCAUCCAGCACCGGAUACGGUGCUGCGGUCCCUUCGGUAGCCGUCGCAAGCCAAAAUGCUACAACCACCACCACAACCAACACGGUUGCAUCGGUUGCGUCGUCGAGUAGCGCCACCAACAACGGAUCCGCUUUCCAUCGUCCGGAGAGUGCGUUGACCGUGGGCACGGCUCAGGCCCCCUCUGCUGCUGUGGUUCCCCCUGUCUCAUCGUACGACACACCGCCAACGUACAUUACCGAUGCGAACGCACCGACCACGGCCUACCACCAGUACCAUCACGCACCCUACCAAUCGUCUCAGUACCACCACCAUCCGCAUCAAGCGCAAGGCUACUAUCCUCCGCCGCAUCCGCCACCACCAUCGGCCUACUCGUACUACCCAUCAUCGGCCGGACCGUACGGGGUGAGUCAACCGCCGGGAGCACCGGCAGCGCCGCCAGCACCCGCCGGGCCCGGAAUGGGUCCAGCGGACUCGCAGUAUCACACAUACCCACCACCGCCGCCGGUGUCUGCGGCGGGGCAAGCGACGGCAAGCAGCUACAACUAUCCACCGUACCCAAGCCAACCGGGCGUUGGCCAAUGGCAAUAGAAGCGUAGAUCGGACAGAUCCGUUUUCGUCACUGCAUUUACGUCGCUGUCAGCUGUACAUAGAGAAGCAUAUAUACAUGUGUUUGUGUUCGUGAGUGUGUGUGUGUUAUUGUGUGUACGUGUCUAUUUAGUGUGCAUAUACGUGUACAUAGGUAUUACUUUGAUCGUAUCCUCGCACAUGAAAACACUUCAAACGUUCAGCAAAAAAAAAAAAAUAGUCGACCGAUAUCUACUACCUACAGAACAACAACAACUACUACUGCUACUACUACUACUAAAUGCUAAAGCCCUUAUAUUGAUAGUACCAUAGUAGUUACUAUUCCUACAGCUACAACGUUCAGAUCUAUAGUUAUUAAUUACAAAAAGCCAUCCUACUAUCGACCUACAUUGCAUAGCUUGAACAGUUUGACGGCACAUGUUCCUAUCAGAGAGCGAAAGAACAAACACCAGUUUUGCUUGUAGAUUCUCAAAUGCUAGUAGCACAGAUGGAAAGAAUGCAGUGUAGCAACAUUGACCGUAGCCAUGGUAACGAGGGCAAGCAUAUUCUCAGUAUUAUUUCAGUGGAACCUAAAGGAGAAAAUAUCUUAGUGUGGUUGUUGGGAUGGUUUAGCGUCCCCGUGCCGGUCUGCGUUAGAGUAAUCGGUUGUAAAUAUGGAUGAAUGUGUAUAUUCUAAGGUCACCCCUCUCGCAUCAAACACUCAUGCGCAUCGUAUACUGAAGCUUAGCUGUAGCUGUCGACUGCUUGCACGCUAAUCGAUGCAAAACAAUAACAAACGAGUAAAAUACGAAAACACACACACGCACACACCCAAGAUAAAGAGAAUAUGUUAGGCACAUAUCAGCUAGAUUCAAUCUGACUGAGGGUUUGAAAAGUGAAAGAUAACUUACUGUGCAAUUGAAAAUUGUCCGUCGAGUAUUAUAGUAAUGUGGCGCUACUUUUAAGUUUAAUUGUUUUAAUUUCCGCAAAACUAAAGCAGUUGCUCGCCCGUGUAGGCUUCUGUUUGUUCUUCCGCAUCCUGUCGCACACAAUGCACGCGCGACAUCCAUCCCCCCCAUGUCAACAAGCGGUUGGAUAGUUUAAUGUUUCGAAAAUGCGCACUAGAAAGCGUUUAGUCUCCUGUAGAAUGUUGUAAUAGCGUCGUCAAAGCAAAACAAAAUGUGUGUGUGUGUGAGUGUGUGCCGGAUAAAAAUUAGUAACGCAGAGCAGCGUUCGUUUCACUGAUAGUGCUGUUACAGGUGUAGCCUAAAGACCCUACCUGGUACAGGGAGGUACAGUGGGCCUCGAUCUCCGGGCCUCUGGUCUAGUGGGUAAUCUUCCAUUAAUGACAUAGAGUAGCAGAUUUGUCAAGCGAUUGAUUCAACCAAAAUAGUAGUAACUAAGAGAACCCAGCUAUACUCAAAUACUUCAAAACGAUCGUGUGAUCGUGGUGGCAUUUGGAAGUUGACACACGUUAUACGAUUGCGCUACUCUGAUUUUAAUGCAAACACUUACUGCUCCUAAGUAAAUACGAUAAGCCGCCGAGGUGAAAACGAUACUCCAGUGCGAGUACCAUACUAAACACACACAGAUCUACACACACACACACAACACUACUAGAAAAGCGUGAGCAAAGGCGUAAGUAAAAAAAAUCUAAAGUAUAGCAAACAAAAGCAACCUAUCGUAAUGCUGCUACAGAAAGAAUGGCAGGAUAUAAGUAGACACUACAAUGUUCAGGAAAGUAGCAUACAAUUAAAGGCGAUUAGGAAACUAACUUAUUCGAAUGUACUUGUUCGUGUUUGUCUUCUUUCUUUUGUGUUUGUUUCUAUAAUGAAACCCGAAGGAAGUCCAGGAGGUACAGACGGAGAGCCUUGCUUCGAUUUGCUUCACAAGCUUGCUCUGUACCGGUUCGCGUCAGGUGGACUAACGAAUUAUGAUUGCAUUUUCGUUCACUUUGUCCUGUUGUGUUGAGUUUAGAUACAUUAAUUUGAAGAUGAUAUUGGCCAAGAGAGAGAGAGAGAGAGUCUUCUUAAACACGACGACGGUUGAUUCAUCCCACACAGCUUCCUUGUAGCAAGGCAAUAUUUACUAAUACUACUUAAGUAGUGGAUGUGGAAGUAUGCGACCAGGAUUUUUGAAUAAUAUAAGAAAAACAGAAUAUAAAACAAUACAGCUUGAA